GUGGCCAGCACGGUUCAGCGAGGCGACAGCGGGCAAGGCGGAGCAAAAAGACACGAGAUCACACGGGCUUGAGGAUUUUGUGGUGGCACCUCUUUGUCCUGUUUAGCUAGAGCGUGCCUUUGGCAGGUCAGACCGUACGCAAUUCUCCCUUGCUGAUUCCGCGAUCAGGAGACCACGGGCAUUCAACGCGGUCGUUCCGCAUCGGACCGGGCCAGCACCAUUGCAUCGUGACCCGGCACGAUGGCGCACGUCUUUGGGUUUGGCGAGAAAAUCGCUGUGAUCAACGAUGAGCUGCUCCAUAAAGCCGUCACCGAACAGGCCCCAGAGGCGCAGAAAGCUUAUGGCCAAGAUGUCGAUGCCAGCGAGAAGGACAUUGUCAUGCUACGCCUGGACCUUUCAAAAAUCUUGAAGAUUGAUAACCUCUGGGCCUUUACCAACCUGCGCAAGCUUCAGUUGGACAACAACUUGAUCGAGACCAUCGAGAAUCUUGACUCUCUCGUUCACCUCGAAUGGCUCGAUUUGUCGUACAAUCAGAUUGAGCGCAUCGAGGGCCUUGAUAAACUCACCAAGCUGAAGGACCUCAGCCUUCACUCAAAUAAAAUUCAGCGCCUUGAGGGCUUGGAUCAACUCAAACACCUUGAAGUCCUCUCCGUGGGCCAAAAUAACCUGGCUUCGCUGGAUGAUGCGCCCGUGCUGUACCUCCGCCGGUUUCGCAAACUAUCAUGCUUGAACCUUGCAGAGAAUCCGCUGUGUGAUGACCCACGCUACGAGUCAUAUUGCAUUGCGAUGUUGCCCCAGCUUGUCUUCUUGGAUUAUCGGCGUGUGGCCGCGGAGACGCGCCAAUCCGCGCGGAUAAAGUACCAGGAUCAGCUCGAGGUGGUUGAAAAGGCUGAUGCGGAUCAAAUUCUGGCUGAAGAGCGCGAGGAAGAGGCUGCAGCGCAGCGGGCACGCUUGGCAAAAGCUUGCGUGCCCGGCCUCUCGGGUUCAGCCUUCUUUUCACGCAUGGUCGACAAGGACUUUGCCUCGUUACGAGAGGUGGAGGGCAUGGAUGAGCUGUUUGAAACUCUCGAGGCGCGUCUUGUCACUGCGAUUGACACUCUGGUGGAGUUUGCUGUCUCUGAGAGCGAGCGCCGUAAUGAUGAAGAGGCCGAGUUUCGUGAGGCCUUGCAGGAUGGCAUCGAGGCCAUCAAUGACCGAGAUGCCCGACGUCUGGAGGAGUUUAUUGAACGAAAAGCCGAGAUUAUCAGCGCUCUGGCGGCGAGUGGAUCGGCGGUGGACAUGGAGCGUGCCGAGGUGCUACGGGAUGAUCUCGGGGCGCUCAAGCACCAGCUUAUGGAUGCAGAAAUCGAUUUGGUUGGACAGAUUGAGGACAUGUUGGGCAACUUUGAGCGCGCCUACGUCGAAAUGUGCAGCAAGGUGACAGAGCAAGCGCAAUCUACCUUUACAGAGGUGCGCCAGCUGAUUGAAGAGAUUGAGACGCAAGUCGGGGAUGUGGCCAACGGGCACAUUGAUGCCAUUAUCAAGGGCGAGAUGGAACUCAAUGCUUUGCAGCUGUCACCUCAAGCGCAAGAGGUGUUGCGUGACAAGCUUGCGCUUGGCUCGGCCAUGACUACGGCACACGAUAAUCACAUCGGCGAGGUGGAUAGCACAGAAGAUGCCAUUCUGGCUGCUGUUACCGAGGCGCGCACCAAGCUUCUCGAGGGCAUUCAAACCAACAUGGAUAAGCGCCAUCGCGCUCGCGUGGCUGAGAUUAUGCGCUUCCACAAGUACCACCUGACUGAUAUCGAGCGCGUGCUCAAUGACAUUUAAGACACUGAUCAUUGCCCUGAGUCUAAGCCACUCCCAUGCUGAGCUGGGUAGGCGCUGCGGUCACCGAGAGCCUGAUGAAACGAUCAUCUAGCUGCAGCGCGGGUCUUAGGCAUGCACGGUGCUUGUGGCUGUGCUUGCUUGCUUGCUGUUGUCUGGGACAGCAGUACAGCUUUAUGCUUGCCUUGAUUUGCCUCAACCCAAAUUCAUAUUAUGUCAGCUC
This is a messenger RNA of Monosiga brevicollis MX1, 2029 nucleotides long. RefSeq lists its product as uncharacterized. Gene Ontology annotation, molecular function: protein binding. The transcript is spliced from 7 exons. The coding region runs from base 241 to 1809 and encodes 522 amino acids. The record is from RefSeq and is a predicted model, not a curated record. Lineage: Eukaryota; Choanoflagellata; Craspedida; Salpingoecidae.